Scomber japonicus (chub mackerel) is the source of this 2445-nucleotide messenger RNA. It is a transcript of the gene trim16, whose product is annotated as tripartite motif containing 16. Gene Ontology annotation, molecular function: protein binding; zinc ion binding. The coding region runs from base 290 to 2191 and encodes 633 amino acids. The record is from RefSeq and is a predicted model, not a curated record. NCBI's taxonomy places the organism in Eukaryota, Metazoa, Chordata, Actinopteri, Scombriformes, Scombridae. The transcript is spliced from 7 exons.
CUCACAUGACAUGAAAGAGGAAACAGAAGGACAGACAAAAGGCUGUGGUAAUGAUUUCCUGAUCUCCUCAGUUUUGUUUUUGUCAAGAUAGUUUAAUCAUGCUGUGACAGAGACAGAGAACACACAUGCUGUCAAUGAGUUCAUCAGUCAGGUAACAAAAAAAGUGUGGCUUCCAAGGCUCUUCAGUGUGAUCCAGGAACCGCUGGCUGCAAAAGUGGCUGAGCCAGUCAUUUUCGGAGAGCAUAAGAGAGUGGAAGUGAAGCCAGACGGACACAGAAGGACUGGAGACAUGGCAGCUACAGCAGCUGAAGAAGCAGCUCCCACCUCCAAGCAGCAGCAGAAACUAUGCAGUGUCUGCUCAGGUGUCCUGAGCGGAGACCAGCCGACAGCCUGUGGACACUCUGUUUGUGACUCCUGCCUCGGUGACACAAGCAAAGGAUGCCCUGAGAGUCUGAAGAGCCUCGACAAGCCUGAACCUGUCAAACAGAAUGGAACAGAAGCUGAAGCACCUGCAAUUAACAGCAAAGAGGAGCAAAAUCAAGAUUCAAAGACAACAGAGGAAAUCAAAAUACAAGAAGAUCUAGAGGAGUCUGAGGAUCCAAAAAAGCCUGAAGAGGACAAGAAAGAGGCAGAACCGCAGACAAAUGGAGCAGAAGAGGAGGUGAAGGAGGAACCUUUGGGCCCUGACGAUGUAGUGUGUGAUUCGUGUAUUGAGAGCCCCUGCAGAGCCCUCAAAUCCUGCCUCACCUGCCUGGUGUCCUACUGCGAGGCACACCUCCGGCCUCACCUGGAGAACCCAAAGUUUCAGAACCACCGGCUGGUGGAGCCGCUCAGGGACAUCGAGAGGCGGACAUGUGAGAGCCACAAGUGGCCCCUGGAGCUUUUCUGCUGUGCUGACGACUGCUGCAUCUGUCAAGACUGUGUGACGGAGGACCACAAAGGCCACAACACCAUGCCUGUGGUGGAGGCUCGCAGACAGAUAGAGAGGGAACUGAAGGACAAGCAGACUGAGAUGGUGAAGACAGUGACGGCAGCGGAGAACGCCAUCAACAAACUGCAACUCAACACAGUCUCCAUUGAGCAUUCUGUGACCGAGGUACGAGCAGUGAUUGAAAGCCAAUUCGAGGAGCUGCAGGCGGUGGUGGAGAGGGCCAAGCGGGAGGUGGCGGAGAUACUGGCGGGUGAGGAGAAGCAGGCUCUGAAACAAGCUGAGGGUAUCCGGGUUCAUCUGGAGCAGAGAUGCACAGAGCUGAAGAAGACACAAGCGCAGGUGGAGAAGCUCUCCAAAAACAAAAAUGAUGUGGACUUCCUGCAGGAGUAUUCACAGUGGAAGAAAGAAGCCACUGAUACCUCCCUGCCUGGGGUCUACAUCGGACUUAUGGACCGUCUGAAUUCCUUCAGUCAUGUGAUCGUCAAGUCUACGGAGGAGCUGUGUGCCAUGCUUGUGUCUUCAUACAUAGACAAAGUUAAAGAGACGUGUAAAAAUGAUAAAAUGGGGAUAAAGACAACAGUCCAGGCGAUUGUUGCAGCAAAACAGAACAUAACGUUACCAAAUCCAGAGACUCGUACAGACUUCCUCAAGUAUGCCGCCCAGGUGACUUUCGAUGGUGACACAGCUCACAAGUUCCUGCGCCUGACAGAGGAAAACAGGAAGGUGACUAAUACCACACCCUGGCAACAUCCUUAUCCUGAUGUACCUGAGCGCUUUGAGAACUGGCGUCAAGUGCUGGCAACAGAGAGCUUCUAUCUGGGGCGGCACUACUUUGAGGUGGAUAUCGGCGGCGAGGGCACACACAUCGGCGUCACCUACAAGAGCAUCGACCGAAAGGGAAGUGAAAGCAACAGCUGCAUCACAGGUAACAACUUCUCCUGGUGUAUUCAGUGGAACGGACGCACCUUCUCCGCUUGGCACAGUGAUGUAGAAACUCCUCUCAGUGUGGAGAAGUUCACCCGUAUCGGGGUGUAUGUGAACUACCAGCAAGGCCUCCUGGCUUUUUACGGAGUGAAUGAUACCAUGACCCUCAUCCACGAGUACAAGGCAGAGUUCCUGGAGCCUCUUUACCCAGCUUUCUGGUUGUCUAAGAAAGAGAAUAUUGUUGCCUUGGUUGCACCUGGAGAGCCAUUACCGCUCAAAAGCCCCUCUCCUCCCACCUCACCUGCAAAUGGAAUUGUUUCAAAAACAGCAGCAUAGUAAUGAAGUUUCCCUGCAUCGUUCACAAUUGUUCAAGUUUGUCUUAAAGCUGCAGUCAGGUUAUAUGAACAGUGAAAGAGGUUUUCUGUACUGUAAUCAAUCCUCCUGUUCAUAUUGCAUAUUAAAAGAUCUGCUUCAAAUGUGCUUUCAGUGUAAGUGAUGGAGGCCAAAAUCCACAGUGUAUGAGGCUUCAGCAGUCUGAGUUAAUCAUAUCAAGUGGAUAUCUGACACAUUUACAGUCUUUUUAGCAUCAA